This is a messenger RNA of Prorocentrum cordatum, 1934 nucleotides long. The record is from the annotation of a GenBank genome assembly. Lineage: Eukaryota; Dinophyceae; Prorocentrales; Prorocentraceae.
GCGGACGACCUCGCGGUGUGCCAGCUGCUGGCCUCAGGGGAUCGCGGCGUGCUCACGGUGCCUGACGCGUGGCCCCUCUUCGCGGCCGGGGCGGGGUCUCUCUCAUUUGGAGCUGGCGAGGGCGACCUGCGCACUCCUCCCAUGCGCUUUGACAGGAGCAACCCCCGCUUCCAUGGGUGCGGCGACGCGGUGGUCUGCUUCUCGGAGACCGUGCAGGCUGGCUGGCCCGUCGCGGGUACUCGGACGUGCAAGUGGCUCCUCCACGCGAUCCACGACGCAGGCUGGACUCCCGCACACUGCCUCCUCGGGUGGCGCAACCUGCAGCAGGUCUCGCACAGCGACGCUGGUGUUGAGAAGCACGCCUACAUGUCAGAGGCGCUGGAGAGGGCCGGCGUCUUCGACCAGCUCAACUGCCCCGAGCUGGAGACGUUCGAGGUCCUCUCGAUGCGCUACCAGCUCUCAGCAGAGCUCUCCGCACCGGAGAGCGCCAUCCUCACGGAGAAGCGCAGGGGGAGGGGGGAGAAGCGGCUCGUGCAGGGGGCCGCAGCAGGCAGUCAGGCCCAGCAGCAGCAGGGCAAGGCACGCUCUGCCGGUGGGCCUCUCCGGGAGAGGUCGCCGGCGCUUUCGCGCCCGCAGCCAGUGGCGGUCGGCUCGGGCAUGGCGUUUGGUCCUCAGCCCCCCGACGACCGCCCUCGCGAUCUGCUGCCCUUCCCGGGCGGGCGGGUCCUCGACGAGCUGCUCCUCGGCGCGGCGGGCGGCGGGCUCUCCGCAGCGGGCAGGAUCUCCCUGCUGCAGUCACGGGCUGGGGCUGCGCCGCUGUGCGACGUGGUCCCAGACGGCUUGCAGCGCGUGCUGGCAGAGGGCAGCGGCCGUCUCCGCGAUCCCGCGGAGGUACAGGCGGCGCUGCACGAGCUCUGGCACGCCAUGGCCUUGGACCCUGCGCUGAGGCUGAGGGGCUUCAUGUGCGGGCGCUUCCUGGCGGAGCUCCUGGAUGAGUCCAUCCUGGAAAAGGCCGCCGUCGUCAAGGAGACCUCGGGGGCCUUCUUCGUCAAGCGCAAGGACAGCUUGCUGAGGCUGGUCUUUGACGCGCGACGGAGCAACUGUCACUUUGCUCCUCCUCCGUACACUUCGCUAGCCAGCGGUGAGUCGCUGGCGGACCUCGAGGGCGAGCCUGCGGCAAGACUCUGGGUGGCGUCCGCCGAUAUCGAGGUCUGCAUCUACCAGUGCGAGCUGCCCGCCAGCCUUCGGCCCCUCUUCGUGCCCCCGCCGAUUUUGGCGCGCUACCUGCCCGCCGUGUGGCGCAAGAGGCUGGGGCUCGCAGAGGGCGACGUCGAGUGCGCCUUCCAGGUGCUGGUGACGCGCGCGUGCGAGGGCCCCUCCAAGCUCUGCUACGUCGACAACCUGGCCGUGAUCUCCGACAGGGAGAGCGAGGCCGUGAACGGGACCGCCCACAUGCUGACUACGCUCGAGGGCGCGGGCGUGAAGGCUCACCUGCACAUCCCCGACCCGAGCUCGGGAUCGCUGGAGUUGCUGGGCUUCGAGCACGUGGCGCGCCAGCAGCUCUGGCGGCCCACGCCCAGGAAGUUGUGGCGAGUGGCCAAGGCCCUCGAGCGCGUCUCGCAGGCAGGGGCCACCCCAUCGGGCCUUGAGCUGGAGCGCCUCAUCGGGCACCUCGUCUCCAUGAUGAUGCUGCGCCGCGACCUGUUCUCCGUCCUCUCCGCUGUCUACCAUAUCAGCCGGAAGCUGGGGCGCAGCCGGGCGCCCCUGUGGCCCAGCGCGCGGCGGGAGCUCCGAUGGGCGCACGCCCCGCUGCCCGCCAUCGUGGCCCGCUCCGACCUGCAGUGGCUGCCGGUGGUCACCGCCUACGAUGCCCUUGAGUGGGGGCUGGGUGUCGUCGAGGGCCUGCGGGGCGUCGCUGACGUGGACCGCGUGGG